Molecule: messenger RNA, 1680 nt
Organism: Blepharisma stoltei
Lineage: Eukaryota; Ciliophora; Heterotrichea; Heterotrichida; Blepharismidae
Source: the annotation of a GenBank genome assembly
AUGGAAACUCAAAUAUGCUCAUUUCUAAAAUGCGAUAGGCCAGCAACAUCUUUAUGCAAAACAUGCCAGGACACUUAUCUAUGCAGAACCCAUAUACAAGAGCACGCUGAUUCCUCAGAUGAAGACCACCUUAUUAAGUCCAUCUCAAAAAGACUUUUAAAUGAGAUAACUCUUAUUAAUAACCUUAAACAAGCAAAAGCAAAGAUUGAAAAAGCUAAAGAAAACGCUAUAAGCAUCUUUGCUAAUUGCAUUGAAAAUCUUGAAAAUUUGUUUACAGAAAGCAUGGAGGCCUUACAAAUGGAAUCAGACAAGAUCAGUGCAAAAAUUGAAUGCGUUUUAAAUGGAGAAAAUAUCAAUCACCAAGAAGUUGUUGAAUAUUUAAUUAAACUACCAGACAGCUUGCUUGAGGAAGAAGUUUAUGCAUAUAAGAUAUUUGAAUCUAUUUCUAAUAUAUCAAAAAUGAUAAAUUGCUCUAGGACAGCUGAAAUUGAUUUGAGAUGUAAAUACUUUGUAGCUUUAGCUAAUGAACUCAAUUGUGCUUGAGAUGAAUUAAUGCGCAUUGAAAAAAGUGAAAAAAUCACUUUAAAAAUAAUAAUUUCAAAUGGAAAAGAGAAAAUAAGCAAAAAAAUUGACGCUUAUUCUGGCUGAAAAGUCUCAGCUUUAUUUUGAAAAAUUAAUGUUUUAUGUGGAAUUUCUAUUGAAAAGAGUAUCAUCUUAUCUUAUCUUAUGGAAUUUAUAUCGCUUAACGUCCACUACGGGGUUACGACCCCAGGUUUAUCACUCGCCUUUCGUCGCAUCGGGCCCACCAGUCCGCUGGGGACAGACUCGCUUCGAUCUCCAAGGUGCUUCUAGGGCAAAUGUCCACGUCUUCGACGGCUCAUGAAUGAGCUACUUGCUUGUACAUGGGUUGCUUUUCCGAAAAACCCAAAAAAUGGAUUUUUCUGGUCAGCUAUCGGCAAAAAGGAAAAAUACAAAGCCUGGGACGUAACGCCCAGUUUCACGCUAGGGAGUUGCCCGAAUGGUCCAGAGGACUUUGCUGGGCUUCCCCUUUCCAACCUUGUACCCUCCUUUCCCACGAGGAAAAAUCCACCCCUGAGAUUAGACUAGGGCUAGGCUCUGAAAGCUACCAGAAUUGCUUACCUAACAUUGCUGUCCAUCUCUGAAAUGGUAAAACCUUGCCGGAUAUAAUUAAAAUAUGAGUCGAGGCUGCAUGGCCGGGAGGCCAUGCCCAGACGAAGACGCCAUAUUUUAAUUGAAAAGAGUAUCAUCACCUAUAGAGAUUUAUAUUUAAAUUACCAACAAAGUAAGAAUUUUCAUCUUUCUGAGUCUCUUUUUGAAGAUAAUGAUACUAUUUAUAUUUUAUUAGACACAAAUGAAAUUAAUAAAUCAGAAAGAGCUGAUUGUGCAUUAUCUAUUGAUCCAUAUUUUCAAAAGAGGGAUACAAUAAUAUUGCAUCUUAAAUCUACUGAAGGCUUAAGAUGAACUAUAGAAACAUCUUUAAUGGCUAAUUAUUCAGAAUUAGCAAAACAAAUAUAUUUUGCUUUCGGUAUUAAAACAGAAGAUCAAAGAAUAAAUUAUCAAGGAAAAAGUCUCACAUCUCAAGAUUUCAAAACUAUGACACUUAAAGAUUUGAAUUUUAAGAACUAUUCGUCAAUCCGGGUUUCUAAAGCCACAAAUUAA